Messenger RNA from Triticum turgidum subsp. durum (durum wheat), 1299 nucleotides. Lineage: Eukaryota; Viridiplantae; Streptophyta; Magnoliopsida; Poales; Poaceae. The record is from the annotation of a GenBank genome assembly.
AUGAGCUGCUCGGGGAAGGCGGCGGACGGCGCGAUGGGGAGCAAGGCGGCGCGGGCGUGCGACGGCUGCCUGCGGCGGCGGGCGAGGUGGUACUGCGCGGCGGACGACGCGUUCCUGUGCCAGGGGUGCGACACGUCGGUGCACUCCGCGAACCCUCUCGCGCGGAGGCACGAGCGGGUGCGCCUGCGGCCCACGUCGCCGCUGCUCCCUGGAGCGGCCCCGCGGGAGAGGCGCCGCGGCGACGAGGUCGUGCCGGCGUGGUUCAAGCGCAAGGCGCGGACCCCGCGCUCGCAGGCCAAGAGCGUCGGGCGUCUCCUCUCGAGGCGGCUCGUCGUGCCGCAGGCGUCCGGCGUGGACUCGCCGGAGGAGCACAAGUGUGACGUGGAGACGGACGAGGAGGAGCUGCUGUACCGCGUGCCCAUCUUCGACCCCGCCCUCGCGGAGCUCUGCUCACCUCUGACUCUCGAGGAAGCGACGACGGCCGUCGCGUCAUGCUGCAAUGAGGAUGGUGCCAUCGUUGAGAACCCGACGAAGCCAGCUGCGACGCCGACUCCGGCGCCGGUUCAGUUCUUCCCCGACAGCCUCGUAAACUUGGGCCCGACGGACGCCGAGCUCAUGGAAUUCGCCGCGGACAUGGAGGCCCUUCUUGGCCGGCCGGGCAUGGACGACGGCGACGAGGAGGAACCGUUCUGCAUGGAGGCAUUGGGCCUCAUCGAGCCGACGGACGUAGACGGCGGGGGAGUCAAGCUGGAGAUCGACCCCAUGCGAGCGUGCGGCCUCGAGCAGAAGCCGGAGGUGUCCGGCGAUAUGUUCGACAUCGACUUCGACUACGACUCGCCCCUGGGGACACCGGACGAGAACGCUGCAAGCAGCGGUGCCAGUGCGGACGCCCAGUUCACCCCGAGGAGCCUUGCGCUCAAUCUAAACUACGAGGCCAUCAUGGAGAACUGGGGGAGCUCGCCGUGGGCCGACGGCGAGAGGCCGCACGUCAAGCUCGAUGACUACUGGCCACACGACUACUACUCGCUGCAGGAGGGCGCUUGGAUGAUGGGAGGAGUGGUCGGCCAUGGCGGGGAGGGGUUGGGGACGCCGAGGCUGAGGAUGGACGGCGGCAGGGAGGCGCGGGUGUCGCGGUACCGGGAGAAGCGGCGGACGCGGCUCUUCUCAAAGAAGAUCCGGUACGAGGUGCGCAAGCUCAACGCCGAGAAGCGGCCGCGGAUGAAGGGCCGCUUCGUCAAGCGGGCCAACGGCGCCGGAGGCGACGUGCCCGUCGCCAUAGCCACGGCGUGCGUCGCGUAG